AAAUGUGACCAAGGCUACAUAUAGCAGCUUUCCUGACCACUGAUCUUCAUUCUAUCCAAGUCUUUCAACCCAGUUACUUUCUUUCCAGCACACACCCCAACCCAUAACUUCACAACCAUGAGCAAGAACUACUCCUCAUCCGCUGAGACGGCCUCUUCCUACCGUCGAACCUUCGGCUCAGGUCUGGGCUCGACCAUGUCCAGCUCCCUGUUUGGCCGUGGCUCUUCCGGCGCUUCCCGUGUUUCUUCCAGAGUCUAUGAGGUGACCAAGACCUCCUCUUCCGCCCCCCUUUACUCACGCCACCGCUCUGGAGCAUCCUCCUUCGGCUAUGGUGGUGGAGCCGUGACACGCUCCUACGCGGGUUUGGGCGAGAAGCUAGACUUCAACCUGGCCGAUGCCAUGAACCAGGAUUUCCUGCAUACACGCACCAAUGAGAAGGCCGAGCUACAGCACCUGAAUGACCGCUUCGCCAGUUACAUUGAGAAGGUGCGCUUCCUCGAGCAGCAGAACCAGGCCCUGUCUGUAGAGAUUGAGCGCUUGAGGGGCCGCGAGCCCACACGCAUUGCUGAGAUGUACGAGGAGGAGAUGAGGGAGCUGCGCAGGCAGGUGGACGCGGUGACCAAUCAGAGAGCUCGCGUAGAGGUGGAACGUGACAACCUGGCUGACGACCUAGAGAAACUCAAGCUCAGACUUCAAGAAGAGAUCCACCAGAAAGAAGAAGCUGAAAAUAACCUCUCUGCUUUCAGAGCUGAUGUUGAUGCUGCCACUCUCGCCAGGCUGGACUUGGAGAGACGCAUUGAGAGCCUUCAUGAGGAGAUUGCCUUCCUCAAGAAGAUCCAUGAGGAGGAGAUCCGUGAGCUGCAGAGCCAGAUGCAGGAUACUCAGGUCCAGGUCCAAAUGGACAUGUCCAAGCCCGACCUGACCGCUGCUCUGAGGGACAUUCGCGGCCAGUAUGAGGCCAUCGCAGCCAAGAACAUUUCAGAAGCUGAGGAGUGGUACAAGUCCAAGGUAACAGAUCUGAACCAAGCUGUGAGCAAGAACCACGAUGCAUUAAGACAGGCCAAGCAGGAAACUAUGGAAUUCCGCCACCAAAUCCAGUCCUACACCUGUGAGAUCGAUUCCCUCAAGGGCACUAAUGAGUCUCUGAUAAGACAGAUGAGAGAGAUGGAAGAACGGCUGGCCCAGGAGACUGGUGGUUACCAGGACACCAUUACUCGUCUGGAGGCUGAGAUUGCCAAAAUGAAAGAUGAUAUGGCUCGUCACCUUCGUGAAUACCAGGACCUCCUUAAUGUCAAGAUGGCCCUGGAUGUGGAGAUUGCCACCUACAGGAAGCUGCUGGAGGGAGAGGAGAGCAGGAUCUCUCUGCCUCCGCAGUCAUAUUCCUCCUUGAACUUCAGAGGUGAUGCCAGAGAGACCAGCCAGGAGCAUAUCUCACAGCCACGUUCCUCUGAGAUCCACUCCAAGAAAACAGUUCUGAUCAAGACCAUAGAGACCCGGGACGGAGAGGUUGUCAGUGAAUCCACACAACACCAGCAGGACAUCGUGUAAAACAGAGAAGAAAGGCAAGAGACAAAGAAAACAGCAGCAGAAUUUGAUCCAACCAAGACAUUUCCAAGCCGCAUAGGCCCUCUGUUUUUUUUGUUUGUUUGUUUUUUUUAAUAUCCUCAGUGAUGCUAUGACCCAUGAUUCCAGGCAGCUAUGGAGGAAUAAAGGAGACAAAGCUGAAAGUGUGCAAAGGCCAAAAGAUUAUGAAUGAAGAUGAAACCGUGGUAGUCAUUUGUUAAAAAGAAGGUCAAUAUUCAACUGCUAAAUCUCUGAAUUUUGUAUGCAAGUGUAUGUGUGUGCUUGUGAGUAAGUGGGUCACAUGUGCAUCAUGAUUUACUGCAUACCACCAUACGAGGCUUGCUAACUGAUUUUGUGGAUUCGUUAAAAUGAAACUUGAAACAUGAUCAUACUGCAUGAUAUGAUCAAAUAAAUGGCAAUUUCUCGGCAA
Molecule: messenger RNA, 1993 nt
Organism: Ictalurus furcatus (blue catfish)
Lineage: Eukaryota; Metazoa; Chordata; Actinopteri; Siluriformes; Ictaluridae
Gene: desma
Product: desmin a
Exons: 9
Coding region: 118-1548 (476 amino acids)
Biological process (GO): skeletal muscle organ development
Cellular component (GO): Z disc; sarcolemma; cell-cell junction
Source: RefSeq, a predicted model, not a curated record